Molecule: messenger RNA, 2311 nt
Organism: Centropristis striata (black sea bass)
Lineage: Eukaryota; Metazoa; Chordata; Actinopteri; Perciformes; Serranidae
Gene: ankk1
Product: ankyrin repeat and kinase domain containing 1
Exons: 9
Coding region: 1-2247 (748 amino acids)
Biological process (GO): protein phosphorylation
Molecular function (GO): ATP binding; protein kinase activity; protein binding
Source: RefSeq, a predicted model, not a curated record
AUGGAUUGCCUUGACGGAUCCCCUGGGCAGUUCAGGAACUUUAAGAAGAGUGACUUUGAGGCUGACUGGAUUAAGCUGGCAGAAUGCAGAUGUGGUCAGGUGUACCGGGUCAGGCUCAAGCCCCGGCGGGAAACGUGUGCCUUGAAGACCUUUGACACAACCUUGUGUGCCGACAAUUUUCUCAGGAGACUAAUAGACGAGGCGUCCAACAUAGGGAAAGUGAAAUUCAAGUACAUAGUGUCCAUCUACGGACUGUGCAGCGAGGCGACCGCUGUGGUGAUGGAGCACAUGAGUAAUGGAUCGCUGAACAAUCUCCUCGCCAGCCACACUUUGAUGUGGCCAAAGAAGUUCCAGAUGAUUCAUGAGGCCUCUAUGGGAAUGAAUUUUCUUCACAGCAUGAAACCUCCUCUACUCCAUCUUAACCUCAAGACAUCCAACAUCCUGCUCGACGACCGGCUCCACGUCAAGAUUGCUGAUUUUGGUUUAAUCCACUGGGAAGAGGGCAAGAGCAAGAAGUUGUUCAUGGAGCAUCUGACAGUAAGAGGGAACAUAAGUUACAUUCCUCCAGAGACCUUCACUCAGUGCCCCGAUCCUCCAGGAACUACCUUUGAUGUUUACAGCUUCGGAAUAGUGAUGUGGGAGGUCCUGACUCAGCAAAAACCAUACGCAGGGUGCAGUGUGACCACAGUGCUCUUACAGGUGUCACAUGGUAAGAGGCCCGGUGUGGAGAUGAUACCUGACCAGAAGCCCCGUGAGUGUGAUCAGAUGAUCUACAUCAUGAAGCAGUGCUGGGACCAGGACCACCGGAAGAGGCCACCGUUCUCAGACACUGUGAGGAAAACCGAGGCUCUGAGUGGAAUCCUGAGGAUCCCAGGACCAAAAAAUGGUGAAGAGGGACAGAAAGAAGACUAUCCUUGGAUGGUUUCCCCAAUACACAAAAUUGCUUUGCCUGAGAUGCCUGACCCUCCCUCAGGAGACCACCGUGGCAAGGACAACAUUCUCUCUCUGCUGUGCAAAAAGGACUUUGGUAAUUUCAGACAGACUGUGAGAAGAGAGCACGUAAACAAACAGUUUUCGGGUGAAAAGAGCCUCCUCCACUAUACGGUAGCCAGCGGGGAUGCAGAGAGUGUCGAGCAUGUCCUGAGCCUGGGUGCUGAAGUCAACUGCACCACUGCCAGAGGUUACACUCCUCUUAUUAUUGCUGUUCUGCACAGGCUUCAUGACAUCAUCUCUUUGUUGCUGGAACACGGUGCAGCUGCCACCCAGGGAGACGAGGACCAGUGGACGGCGCUCCAUUUUGCAGCACAGAACGGUGAUGACAGGACAGUCCGUCUCCUGUUGGACAAAGGAGCUGAGGCGGAUGCCCGGGAAAAAGCCGGCUGGACGCCCCUCCACCUGGCCUGCCAGAAUGGCCACGAAACAGUGGUGCGCCUGCUGCUUUCACGGCUGUCAGAGGAAGCGCUCGGAGAACGGGAGGCACAAGGGAGGACGGCGCUCCACUUAGCCUCCGCCUACGGACAUCUGAACAUUGCCAAGCUCCUCCUCUCUCAGGGAGCAGAUCCCAACGCUACUGACAGCUCCCUCUCCACCGCUCUCCACUUAUCAGCAGAGGAAGGCCAUAACAGAGUAGUGAGACAGCUGGUGAAGAGUGAGGUGAAUAUUGACAGUGCAGACAGCAGAGGAUACACUCCGCUGCAUCUGGCUGCUCUGAAGGGCCAUACAGGCAUAUGCAGGCAGCUGUUAUCAAACGGGGCCAGCCCAGACUCCAAGACCCUACAAGGCUGGACUCCCAUGCACCUGGCCGCCCUAAGGGGACACGAAGCCACGGUGGUCCAGCUGGAGAGUCAAGGUGCUUGUGUGAACGCUGAAGGUGAGAAUGGAUGGACGCCGCUCCACCUCGCCUGCCACCAGGGGGAGCCGGAGGUGGUGGAGAAGCUUCUGGCAGCCAAAGCCGACCCAAACGUGUCAGAGGACAGUGAGGGAUGGACGCCAUUACAUGUAGCUUGUUCCAGUUUGUGCGUCCCCAGUGUCCUGCACUUGAUAUCGCAUUAUGCAGACGUCAAUGCAGUCAACUCGGGCAAGGCGACGCCUUUACACCUGGCUGCUCAGCAUGGCUGUGUGCCGAUCGUAGAGGCUUUGCUGCUGAACGGAGCGGACAGGACUCUGCUGGACUCCUCUGGAUCCAGGGCUCUGAAUGUGGCCCUGAGGUGUGAAAACUGGGAAAUAGUGCAACUACUGGAGAAGUAGCUCUGGUGAAAGCAAUAUGAAUGGAUUCAGAUGAAGAGUGGGGCUUUUUCAAUGCUUUAUCAAU